AUGAGAGGUCCCGUCUAUUCUGAGGACCAAUUGUUGGCUCUCAAGGAGUCGCCGUUGGUAAAGAAGCCAGAUGGCCUGCCUGAAAUCUCACAAUGGAUGGAGGUCCCCGCGGACCAGGGCAACAACGUCCAGGCGAAUAAUAAUGGCACCGCGCGCCGCGCCCGAGGUGCACGAGAAGGAGAGACCAGUGCGACGAAUGAGUCACGCCCAUUGAUCAACCCUAUGGGACAGUUUGGUCGUCGACAGAGCAUGCAACCCGGCGAAGACACAGUCCUCGGUCCUCCCAAACUAGCUUUUGCUUCUGCCUCUCGUGCAGCAGCCAAGGCAGCGGGAGACGCAAAAGAGCGUGCCGGCAUCAUUUCCAUGGACGGUGACAAUCUUGGCGACCGCUUUCCGCGUGAGAAGAACGAGCGAUGGACGCGCGACCGUGAUGUCGAUCGCCCUCGUGACAAGGGCUUUGCGAAUGGACGCCGCAUGCCACGAGAAGAAGGUGAGGGCUGGACGAAUGUCAAGGGUCGCAAAAGCAUAGGACAAGAAGACUUUGAGCGCUUUGCUCGCAACGGCAAUGGCGAUCGCUCCCGCGAGAAGGCAGAUGGUGAGCUGGAGCCUGAGGGAUCCCAUCGGCGUACAAAUCGCGAACGUGCAGAGCCGCGAUGGGGUCGCCGUGAGGAGGUCAAGGAGGAUACCAAGCCAGGUCUACAAGGUGGCUGGCGCGACCGAGACCGCGAGCGAGAGCGUGACAGGGAGCGGGACUGGACGCGGGGGGGAAACAAUGUCCGGGCCGAAGAAGAGCCAGAGUGGUUGGACACCAAGACAGAGAAGAAAGAAAUCAAGCCCCGCACACAAGAGGAUUUUCAGCGUUGGAAGGAGCAGAUGCGAGCCAAGGAUGCACCAGCAGAGGACAGGGACGACGCCCGAGAUGCUCCCACGGACAGGGCCAUCGCGACCUCUGCUACGGUGCCGCCUAUGUUGACGCAGCCAUUACAUGGCCACUCUGGUGUGGAUUCUACACAGGGCAUCCUCUUCGGAAAUUGGGGCAGAGAUACAGGAGGCGACAUUGCACCCCCGGAGGUCAUCUCUGCGAAGCCCAAGGCAGACAAGAAGUCACGCUUCAUGAACAUGUUCGCAAAACCAGAGGAGCCUGGCACGUCAAGUCAACCGCCUGCGCCUCAGCCAGCCUCGCCAGCUCCUGUCAUGGAAGCCAAUGCCGACAAGGAAGGCUUUCAGCGUAUUCUGCAGAUGCUUGGACAAGUCAACGUCGGUGGCCCAACAUCCACGCAGUCAAAUAUACCAACUAGUACAAAUGGAAGUCGCCAUGGCGGAGGUGUCUCGCUGGAUUUCCAUCAGCAAUCGCCGCCGCCAGAGCUUCAACACAAUAGACUGCCUCCACGGACUGUGGAACAGCAGAGCAUUCUGGACAGCAUUCUGGCACAACGUACUGCUGCUCCUGAGCAGCGGAUGCCACAACAAUCUCGCUUCCAUAACAUGUCACCAGAAAACGCACAUCCCGAACAGUUCAGGCUCCCGCGACCUGAGUCCAGUCACCCAGAAGACCAUUUCCAACAUCAACCACCGCCGCAGAGACACACUCCUCAAGACUCAAACCUUGCAGCCAUUUUAAACAGCCGUAGUCGCGAGGACGCAAAUCGGGACCAGGCGACGAAGCAGCGUGAACGAGAAUUUCUCCUUACCCUUAUGCAACAACCUACUCGGGCUACACCUCCCCAAAUGCUCAAUCACAAUGCAAAUCGCACUCCACAGGAAAGCCAUAACAUGGCAUUCUUCGAUCAGCCUAGACAGCAGCCACAACAGCAGCCUAAAGGUCGCGGUGGUAUCCCUCCCGGUUUCAUGGAAGAUCCUCGUAUGUACAAUGAAGGUGAAAUUCUCCGCCGAGAGAACGACCGUCGCGAGCAAGAGCUCCGACAACAGCUUAAUAUGCAACAGCAACAACAGGAGGCCAUGCGCGUCAAGAACAACCGCAUGCCCAUGGGCUUUCCUGGUCAUGACGAUCCCCUCAUGGGUCUCCAGCGCCGUAACACGGGUGGCGAUCCACGCAUGACGACGAAUAUGGGCAUCCCAUCCCAGCCCGUCCCAGAUAUGCCAUAUAUGGGUGGAAGAGGUCAGCAAGGCAUGCCUCCCACACCACAGGAGCGAACCAACAUCGCCCCACCGCCCGGCUUUGGAGGUCCCAUGCGCCAGCCUCCAGGUCUCGGUGGGCCAGGCCCGCAGCAAGUAGGACCUGGAGGGCCAAGCUUUUCAGCUGGCAACACUCCGCUAGGUCACCCGCCAGGGUUCCCACCGCCUGGGGGUAAUAUGCGUGGCAUGGGCUUCCCUGGUGGUCCUGGUGGCCCGGCUGGGAACGGCAUGCCCGGCCCGCCUCAGGGCUAUUUCCCACCACCGGGUUACGGACCACCGAUGCCUGGCAUGCGUGGAGAAGACCCUAGGAUGAUGUUUGAUGGCCAAUUCGGCGGACCUGGGCCAAGGCAGCAGCAGGGUCGCCCAGGUCCACCCAACAUGUAUUAG
Plenodomus lingam JN3 is the source of this 2523-nucleotide messenger RNA. RefSeq lists its product as uncharacterized. The record is from RefSeq and is a predicted model, not a curated record. NCBI's taxonomy places the organism in Eukaryota, Fungi, Ascomycota, Dothideomycetes, Pleosporales, Leptosphaeriaceae.